Cydia splendana is the source of this 470-nucleotide messenger RNA. RefSeq names its product glycine cleavage system H protein, mitochondrial-like. Bases 1 to 399 code for a protein of 132 amino acids. The transcript is spliced from 4 exons. Gene Ontology annotation, biological process: protein lipoylation; glycine decarboxylation via glycine cleavage system. The record is from RefSeq and is a predicted model, not a curated record. NCBI's taxonomy places the organism in Eukaryota, Metazoa, Arthropoda, Insecta, Lepidoptera, Tortricidae. Gene Ontology annotation, cellular component: cytoplasm; mitochondrion; glycine cleavage complex.
AUGGCACUGACUAUAAUCAGAGGCAAAUUAUUCACAAAAAAACAUGAAUGGAUAUCUAUAACCAAUAAUAUAGGAACAAUUGGAAUUUCAAAUUAUGCGCAGGAAGCUCUCGGAGAGGUAGUGUACUGUCAGCUGCCCGAAGUUGGCACCGAACUAGUCGCGGGGCAGGAGUGUGCGGCCCUAGAAAGCGUCAAGGCAGCCAGUGAAGUGUACGCUCCUGUUUCAGGCACGGUGACAGAAAAAAACAAAGAGGUGGAAUCCAGCCCAGGUCUGAUUAACAAAUCAUGCUACGGCGAGGGAUGGCUCUUCCGCGUGCGGCUCUCGCAGACCAGCAACUUUGACAAUUUGAUGACACACGCAGCGUAUGAAGACUUGCUGCGUAACCAUGAAGAACACUAAUGGUUCCUCUACACGACGGCCCAUCAUAUUGGCCCACUAGACAUAGGAUCAGUUGCGACCACCACAAUUGA